ACACAAUUCAGUCCAGCUCGGAUCGGGUGUCCCCUUGCUGCCCUGCUGCGUCUCCUCCGGUAGAUCUUGUGUGUGAACCGCCAUCCAUUGCGUUUUCCAUGGACAAGUCCCGUGUGAGUGGACCCAGCUCGGCUUGCGCACACACGCUGCAUUUCUCCAGCCAUGAAACGACCAGACUCGUCCGAGUCCCCCGCCGCCGAACAGGGCGCAGGCCCCCAGAAGAGGUCGAGGAGCAGGACCGGGUGUCGCUGCUGCAAGAAGUCCAAGGUCAAGUGUGACGAGGCCAGACCCGUGUGCGGCAACUGCCUCCGCAGCGGCAAGAGCUGCGACUACUCGCUGAAGCUAACGUGGGGCGGAAGACCCUACAAGGUGCCCCGGGUGGAGAAGCUGAACCCCAUCGCAAGCCUGUCGAGGUCGCAAUUGGCAGCCGGCGCUGGCGGCAGCGGCAUUGCGCCCGCUGCGGCAAAAGCAGUCAAGGCCUCGUGCUCCCCGGCCCCGGAGAACACGCUUCAGCUGCCGCAGCCCCCCCGCUCCAGCAGACAGGCGGAGCCGGCAGCCCUCAAGCCGCCGUCCUUGAACCCCUCCGAGAACUUGAGCUUCCUCUUGAAGAUGUCGGACCCCACGCUGAACAUCCCGGGCCUCCUCCGCAAGGAACCCGUCAGCCGCACCCUCAGGCCGCCGCUGCAGGCCGCAAAACCGGCUCCACCUGCAGCCGCCUUCCAGUCGCUGGAAGAGUCCUACACAGACACACCUGUCAAGAAAGGACCGUCUCCAUCCACCAGCGAACCAUCCGAAAGCGAAAAGGUGUCAAGCGACAUUCAGAUCAAGAAAGAGCCGUCUUCCUCCACCUUGGAACCAUCUCCUUUAGCAAGCGAAAAGGUGUCAGGCAACAUCCAGAUCAAAAAAGAACCGUCUCCUUUCUCAAGGGAACCAUCUCCUUUCGCAAGCGAAAAGGUGUCAAGCAACAUCCAGAACCUAAAUACCAAGCUAGGCUCCUUGUUCGAUGAGAAGCUAACCCAACUUUCCCCUUGGUCUUUCCUCGAAGAAAUAGACAAAUCAGUGAGCUGCUCCUUUCCGGACCUACCACCUGAGCUGCAAUAUGCAGGCGAUCCUCGUGUAACAGAGUCGGAAAAUGCGUUCUCUUUGAACUCCCAGCUCCUGCUGAACUCCGAAGUCAACUUGAUGAGCAACGACUUCAGCAGCGCAUCGGACCUCAUGGAAAAUCUGACCAACAAUUUCACCAAGACCCAAGAACUACCCGAACAACCCUUGCAUACCUUUUUCUCGGUGCCUAUGAUCAGCGGAUUUAGGACACCUCCCCGUAAUCAUUACGAUGAAGAAACCGGUCUGCUUGCCAUUUCCCCGUCACCGGCUUCCACCUCUUCUUCGAUAUCAGAGAUCAUGGAGCCAAUCCCUAGAGGCCUCCUGCCAUUACCAGAUAUGCUUCUGAACGCCCCAUAUUUUUACGACUCCUUCCUUUUCUUCACAAAUUUAACGUCCUCAAUUCUAACACCAGCAGACUCAAGUGUCUACAUCAACAACCCUUUCAAAAAGGUUCUCCCGAAACUCGCUAUGACAAACAAUGGGUUGAUGUCUUUGAUUGUUGCCUUCGGCUCUGCCCACAAAAGCCUCUUACUGAAAAAAGAUUCGACAAAAAUAGUCGACUCUCUAUUAGGUAGAGCUUUAUCCGACUUAUUAGUAUUGCUCAAUAACAAGGAAACGUGUACAUCAGAUCUCACUUUGACAUUAGUCAUGUUUUUCUCCUCCUUCCUAGCAUUCAACUACAAAAGCGAUAAAUGGAAAGUCCAUAUGAAUGGUGCAAAGCAGAUCUUCUUGAUGCGAGGAUACAACAGACCUUUUGAUAAAAUUCUUUCAGAUUACAAAACUGAUGGUUCGUUAAUUAGCGGGGAAAUCAAAAAAUCCAAAUUACUUUAUUUUUUAAUAAGAUGGUUUGCUUACCUCGACAUCUUCACCAACUUAUCGUCGCCACUAGAGCCUACUGAAGAUGAGAUCAAGAAAUACUGCGCCAAUAGUCCCUCCUAUCUAGACUCGUUAUCCCCCAUGUCAGACUCUUUCUCUUCUCCAAACUCUUUUUCAUCUUCUUUCAGUAUAAUGGAUGCUAAUAACAAUGGCAGAGCGCCUUCUAAUGAUAUACCCCAGAACAAUGAUGAUCUCGACGCUUCAAACACUGACCCAGACGAUCAGAUAGACUACGAGGUCGCUGAGACGGAGGAUGGUUUGAUGAAAGAUGAGUCGCACCAAGAUAUCGAUUACAUGCUUGGUUUCAAAAUCAAAUUCUUACCAAUCUUUUCUCAGUUGGCGAAACUAAUUAAACGGGUCAACUUAAUCAAAAGAUCAAACGAGAGAAUGAAUAUUGCCUCCAAAGCCUCAAGCAUUGGACUUUCUCCAUCUAUAAUUGAAUCUGCAAUAAACAUCCAAACCAAAUUCCAAAAAUUGAAGUACACAGUUUAUGAGACUACGGAGACAAAAAGAGCAAAAUCGCUCAAUGCAGUGGUUGCUUCAAAUCAUUGCUUCCUAUUGAUGGGGAUGAUCCAGUUGUAUAGAAGGGUGCUACUGAUGCCAAGAAAUUCCAAAAUCAUACAGGAGAUGUGUCUCGGGAUAUUGGACGCAAUGACAAAACAUAUAGAUACCCAGCAGCCAAAUUCUUUGGGUUUGAUCUUGCCUUUGUUCAUUGCAGGAUGUGAAUGUCAAAAUGUGAAUUUGCAACCACUAUUCAUCAAAAAGCUACACGAUUUUCAGGAAAAAGGAUCCGUGUCUGCAGAAUCUGGAAUCGAAAUAAUGGCUAAAUGUUGGCGGACAGGCAGAGAUUGGAACGAAAUAAUGAUGGAAUACGACAGAAAUGUUGUUUUUUUGUAAAAAAUACUUUGAAAAAGAAACCAGAAAUCUUUACUAUAUAGUGUACACUCCAUUAAUAAGAAAUUAAAAUUGAGAUAACAAAAAAAGAAUUAAUCUUAGUCAUCAUCUUCUUCUAUAUACAUUAAAGCAGGCCUUCUUCCACUUCUUGAAUUCUUCAUU
This is a messenger RNA of Pichia membranifaciens NRRL Y-2026, 3036 nucleotides long. RefSeq lists its product as hypothetical. Gene Ontology annotation, molecular function: zinc ion binding; transcription cis-regulatory region binding; DNA-binding transcription factor activity, RNA polymerase II-specific. The transcript has a single exon. Gene Ontology annotation, cellular component: nucleus. The coding region runs from base 163 to 2877 and encodes 904 amino acids. The record is from RefSeq and is a predicted model, not a curated record. Gene Ontology annotation, biological process: positive regulation of transcription by RNA polymerase II. NCBI's taxonomy places the organism in Eukaryota, Fungi, Ascomycota, Pichiomycetes, Pichiales, Pichiaceae.